CAGAGGCAGUAAGUGAAGUCUGCCAUGAGUGCCAAAGUAGAGCUGGAUGUUUCAGCCAAAGAAGCAGAUCCCAAUCCUCCCACUGACUCCAGUGAUGCCCUCUCCUCCAAUGACAGCCUGUCAAAGAAGACACACCCACAGACCACCACAGCACUCAUCCUGCCUGGUGAGAUAAGGCCACCAUAACACUCCUUGAACUAUGACACUCAAUAGUGUUCCGUAAUGUAUUGCACCCUGAACAUUCUUCAACUCAGAGAUAUGCUGCACACUGUCCUACAUUUCGACAAACCAGAGAGGGUACAUACUACCCUCCUACUAGUUUCACGCAGCUACAUGUCACAUUUGCUCAGAACUUAGAAGACUGGCCCCUCUCUCCCCAGCCCCUGUUCCCAGUACACAGAAGGUGGAGGUCUCUACAGGUGCUGCUGAGGCAGGUAAUGGAGCCACAGCUGGAGAGGUGGAAACCCCCACUCUAGCCCCCCAGGUUGGCGGGGCCUGUAGCAUCGUCCAUGUGCUGGAGUGGAAAGAAGGGAUGGCCAUCUUACCCAGCAACAACCUUAAGGUGAAUGACAUCUCAUGGCCAUUUUAUGUUAUUAUAAGCAUAGGGUUCUCUAGUAUUAGGCAUUGUUGGAGUAAAGAGGCACCAUGUAUGCCAGCCUGGUCUCAUAGACUAGACAUAACAUAGUAAAUGUAAAAACAUAGUAAAUGUAAAUCUGGAACACUCAAAUUAGUAUGAUAUGUUUGGUAUGGUUACAUAAGACAAGACAGAAGGUUGCCCAAAGGUUGCUUGUUCGAAUCUCAAAACGGACAACUUUAGCAUUUUAGCUAAUUAGCAACUUUGCAACUACUUACUACUUGUUGCUCCUUUGCAACUACUUAGCAUGUUAGCUAACCUUAUAACUUUAACCCCUUGCCAAACUAAUGUUAGCCACCUAGCUAACGUUAGCCACAACAAAUUGGAAUUCGUAACAUCAUACGUUUUGCAAAUUCGUAACAUAUUGUACGAAUUGCAAUUUGUAACAUAUUGUACGAAUUGCAAUUCAUAACAUUUCAUACAAAUUGUAAUUCGUAACAUAUCAUACGAAAUGGACAUCCACAAAUGAAUGCAUACGAAACGUAACAUGUCACACUAAUUGGAGUGUCCCGGAUUUACCCCUGAGUCCAGGUUGUGUAUGCACAUGGUUGAAAUUCAGUAUGUGUAUUUUUCAGUUCUGUGUGAGUGACUGUGGAACACUGGAGAUGAUCAGCCAAGGGAAAAUCAGCAGUGCUGAACCAGCAGUAAUGGUGUCUGGGAAAAUACCUGACUCCAAAAACAGGCCAACUAAAAAAACAGGUAGGCCACUGGAAAUUAGUAAUAUUGUGUGUUUUCUGCAGCUUAACAGUCUCUUAACUAAACCCUAAUGAAAAUAAUCUAGCUAGUGAACUAGCAAGUUCACACAUCAUAUUUCAUUCCAGAAAUAUCCUCAAAAACUAUUAAGAGCUUUAAACAGGUCAACAUUCACAAGGCCGCAGGACCAGAGGGAUGUCUUCACUGACAUUUUCAACCUCUCCUGACCGAGUCUGUAAUACCUGCAUGUUUCAAGCAGACCACCAUAGUCCCUGUGCCCAAGAACGCCAAGGUAACCUGCCUAAAUGACUACCGCCCCAUAGCACUCAUGUCUGUAGCCAUGAAGUGCUUUGAAAGGCUGGUCAUGGCUCACAUCAACCCCAUCAUCCCAGAAACCCUAGACCCACUACAAUUCGCAUACAGCCCCAACAGAUCCACAGAUGACGCAAUCUCCAUUGCACUCCACAAUGCCCUUACCCACCUGGACAAAAGGAACACCUAUGUGAGAAUGCUGUCCGUUGACUACAGCUCAGCGUUAAACACCAUAGUGGGGGUCCUCAGAUCCUCAAAAAGUUAUAGUCCUCCAAAAGGCUCCUUAACAGCUUCUACCCCCAAGCUUCUACCCCCAAGCCAUUAGACUGCUAAACAGUGAAUCAAAUGGCUACCCAGAAUAUUUGCAUUGCCCCCCUUUUUUAAGCUGCUGCUACUCGCUGUUUAUUAUCUAUGCAUAGUCACUUUACCCCUACCUACACUACCGUUCAAAAGUUUUAGAACACCUACUCAUUCAAGGGUUUUUCUGUAUUUUUAAUAUUUUCUACAUUGUAGAAUAAUGGUGAAGAGAACAAAACUAUGAAAUAACCCAUUUUUUUUUUUUUGUCAUUUUAGCAGACGCUCUUAUCCAGAGCGACUUACAGUUAGUGAAUACAUAUAUAUAUAUUUUUUAUACUGGCCCCCCGUGGGAAUCGAACCCACAACCCUGGCGUUGCAAACGCCAUGCUCUAUCAACUGAGCUACAUCCCUGCCGGCCAUUCCCUCCCCUACCCUGGACGACGCUGGGCCAAUUGUGCGCCGCCCAUGAGUCUCCCGGUCGCGGCCGGCUGCGACAGAGCCUGGAUUCGAACCAGGAUCUCUAGUGGCACAGUUAGCACUGCGAUGCGGCGCCUUAGACCACUGUGCCACUCAGGAGACAUUUGGAAUCAUGUAGUAACCAAAAAAGUGUUAAACAAAUCAAAUAUAUUUUAUAUUUGAGAUUCUUCAAAUAGCCACCCUUUGCCUUGAUGACAGCUUUGCACACUCUUGGCAUUCUCUCAACCAGCUUCAUGACGUAGUCACCUGCAAUGCAUUUCAAUAAUCAGGUGUGCCCUCUUAAAAGUUAAUUUGUGGAAUUUCUUUCCUUAAUGCGUUUGAGCCAAUCAGUGGUGUUGUGACAAGGUAGGGGGGGGGGGUAUACAGAAGAUAGCCCUAUUUAGUAAAAGACCAAGUCCAUAUUAUGGCAAGAACAGCUCAAAUAAGCAAAGAGAAACGACUGUCCAUCAUUACUUUAAGACAAGAAGGUCAGUCAAUGCGGAAAAUUUCAAGAACUUUGAACAUUUCUUCAAGUGCAGUCGCAAAAACCAUCAAGCGCUAUGAUGAAACUGGCUCUCAUGAGGUCCUUCACAGGAAUGGAAGACCCAGAGUUACCUCUGCUGCUGAGGAUAAGUUCAUUAUAGUUAUCAGCCUCAGAAAUUGCAGCCUAAAUGCUUCACAGAGUUCAAGUCACAGACACAUCUCAACAUCAACUGUUCAGAGGGGACUGUGUGAAUCAGGCCUUCAUGGUCGAAUUGCUGCAAAGAAACCACUACUAAAGGACACCAAUAAGAAGAAGAGACUUGCUUGGGCCAAGAAACACGAGCAAUGGACAUUAGACCGUGGAAAUGUGUCCUUUGGUCUGGAGUCCAAAUUGGAGAUUUUUGGUUCCAACUGCCAUGUCUUUGUGAGACACGGUGUGGGUGAACGGAUGAUCUCCGCAUGUGUAUUUCCCACCGUAAAGCAUGGAGGGGGAGGUGUUAGGGUGUGGGGGGGUUUCUGGUGACACUGUCUGUGAUUUAUUUAGAAUUCAAGGCACACUUAACCAGCAUGGCUACCACAGCAUUCUGCAGUGAUACGCCAUCCCAUCUGGUUUGGGCUUAGUGGGACUAUCAUUUGUUUUUCAACAGGACAAUGACCCAACACACCUCCAGGCUGUGUAAGGGCUAUUUGACCAAGAAGGAGAGUGAUGGUGUGCUGCAUCAGAUGACCUGGCCUCCACAAUCCCCCGACCUCAACCAAAUUGAGAUGGAUUGGGAUGAGUCGGACCGCGGAGUGAACGAAAAGCAGCCAACAAGUGCUCAGCAUAUGUAGGAACUCCUUCAAGGCUGUUGGAAAAGUAUUCCAGGUGAAGCUGGUUGAGAGAAUGCCAAGAGUGUGCAAAGCUGUCAUCAAGGCAAAGGGUGGCUAUUUGUUUAACAGUUUUUUGUUUACUACAUGAUUCCAUAUGUGUUAUUUCAUAGUUUUGAUGUCUUCACUUAUUAUUCUACAAUGUAGAAAAUAGUAAAAAUACAGAAAAACCCUUGAAUGAGUAGGUGUUCUAAAACUUUUGACCGGUACUGUACAUGUACAUAUUACCUCAAUUACCUCGACUAACCUGUGCCACUGCACAUUGAUUCGGUACCGAUACCCCCUGUAUACAGUGCAUUCUGAAAGUUUUCAGACCUCUUGAAUUUUUCCACAUUUUGUUACGUAAAUAAAAAAACAGAAUUCAGACCCUUUGCUAUGAGACUCAAAAUUGAGCUCAGGUGCAUCCUGUUUCCAUUGAUCCUCCUUGAGAUAUUUCUACAACUUUAUUGGAGUCCACCUGUGGUAAAUUCAAUUGAUUGGACAUGAUUUGGAAAGGCACACACCUGUCUAUAUAAGGUUCCACAGUUGACAGUGCAUGUCAGAGUAAAAACCAAGCCAUGAGGUUGAAGUAAUUGUCCGUCGAGCUCCGAGACAGGAUUAUGUCGAGGCACAGAUCUGGGAAAGGGUACCAAAAAAUGUCUGCAGCAUUGAAGGUCCCCAAGAACACAGUGGCCUCCAUCAUUCUUAAAUGGAAGAAGUUUGGAACCACCAAGACUCUUACUAGAGCUGGUCGCCUGGCCAAUCUGAGCAAUCGGGGGAGAAGGGCCUUGGUCAGGGAGGUGACCAAGAACCCGAUGGUCAAUCUGACAGAGCUCCAGAGUUCCUCUGUGGAGAUGGGAGAACAUUCCAGAAGGACAACCAUCUCUGCAGCACUCCACCAAUCAGGCCUUUAUGGUAGAGUGGCCAGACGGAAGCCACUCCUCAGUAAAAGGCACAUGACAGCCCACUUGGAGUUUGCCAAAGGGCACCUAAAGGACAAGAUUCUCUGGUCUGAUGAAACCAAGCUUGAAAUCUUUGGCCUGAAUGCCAAGUGUCAUGUCUGGAGGAAACCUGGCACCAUCCCUACGGUGAAGCAUGGUGGUGGCAGCAUCAUGCUGUGGGGAUGUUUUUCAGCGGCAGGGAUUGGGAGACUAGUCAGGAUCGAGGGAAAGAUGAACGGAGCAAAGUACCAAAAGAUCCUCGAUGAAAACCUGUUCAGGACCUCAGACUGGGGCCACGGUUCACCUUCCAACAGGACAACGACCCUAAGAACACAUCCAAGAUAACGCAGGAGUGGCUUCGGGACAAGUCUCUGAAUGUUGUUGUGUGGCCCAGCCAGAGCCCGGACUUGAACCCGCUCAAACAUCUCUGGCCAGACCUGAAAAUAGCUGUGCAGCGUCGCUCCCCAUCCAACCUGACAGAGCUUGAGAUGAUCUGCAGAGAAGAAUGGGUGAAACUCCCCAAAUACAGGGGUGCCAAGCUUGUAGCGUCAUACCCAAGAAGACUCGAGGCUGUAAUCGCUGCCAAAGGUGCUUCAACAAAGUACUGAGUAAAGGGUCUGUAUACUUAUGUAAAUAUGAUAAUUCCGUUUUUUAAAUUGUAAUACAUUUGCAGAAAUGUCUAAAAACCUGUUUUGCUUUGUCGUUAUGGGUUAUUGUGUGUAGAUUAAUGAGGGAAAAAAACAAUUUCAUCCAUUUUAGAAUAAGGCUGUAACUUAACAGAAUGUGGGAAAAGUCAAGGGGUCUGAAUACUUUCCGAAUGCACUAUAUAGCCGCGUUCUAUUUUAUUGUUACUUUUUUUCUAACUUUAGUUAAUUUGAUUUUGUAUUUAUUGUUUUAGCAAAAAAUAAAUAAACUUUAAAACAAAUUCUGCAUUGUUGGUUAAGGGCUUGUAAGUAAGCAUUUCACAGUAAGGUCUACACCUGUUGUAUUCGGCGCAUGUGACAAAUAAAAUUUGAUUUGAUUCCAUUGUAGAUGUGGUGUCUCCUCUCAGCUCUGUGGGUGGUGUGGCCGUGGAACAGGAGAGGCCCAUCAAGACUGAGCCUAAGACCCAUGGAGGGCCAGGCCAACAGGAGAGCUGUGAUCUUAUGGCACAGAGAACCUACCCAGAGCAGCUACGCAGGGAGCCCAUGACUGACAAGUAAGUACUAAAGGCUGAAGCCUAUCCACACUUUAGAAAAUAAUGUUUUGUGAUAACAUCCUUUUACCAUUGAAAGUGCAAUUUAUGCUCAAUUAAAAUCAAGGAAGCAUGAUAAGCAUACCGUGGUUGCUCAGACACAAAACAAACAAACUGCAGGAAGAUAUUAACCACCAUGCAGAAGAUGUAACAUAGGUCAUAGGUAGCCUAAGGCAAAACUUUGUGUAGUGGACUCAACUAUUCUCUUAUCUGGCCCUUAGGAGGGGGGGAGGUGCAGAGAAGAUUCCUGGGGGCAGGGUAGCAUCUCUGGACCCUGAGCUGCUCAAACCCAUGAAGAAGAGGAAGAGGAAGGACUACCUGAGUCCGUCAGAGGAAGAGUUUGAGUUGGAUGGCAUGGUGGGAAAUGCUCGAGUGUCACUCUAUCCCACAUAAAUCAUGCACAAUGUAGUAGUAUAUUUUGUUGUUGUAAUAAGUAAAUUACCUCACAUGUAUGUGAUGGCCGUAUGCAUCAAUAAACAAUUUUGUUCAGUACAACUAUUCAUAGUGGAGGCACUGUCUUUGUUGUAGUAAAUGUAUGUCUUGUAUUUGUGGUUCUAGGAUUACUUGAAGACAGAAAGCAGACACAACAAAGCGGGUAAGAAUCAGCAAAAUGUUAAAUAAAAAACCCUAUAUUCAUGUCAUAUUUCCGUUGUGUCAGAACUCCCAUAAGCUUUAUGUUGUGUUUUCUGUCUGUGUACAACAGGUGCUGGUGAAGUCAAUAUGGAGCUGUGGACAUGGGGACAGUAUCUGGAGGAGACCAAAGCAGUGGCAGCUCCGGCCAAACUCUUUCAAGAGGUGGGUUUUAUUCUCUUUCGAUACAUACUAAAUGAGAGAACAAAAGUUGAUAUUCUUUGCAUAUUAAAGUGUGUGUGAGUGGGCGUGUGGGCAUGUGUGUAAGGCUGUGCUUUUCUCACUAUGACCCCCUGUAUUUCCAGUCUCAGAGGGUCCCGCAGUGCAAAAGCAGCUUCCGCCAGGGCAUGAAGUUAGAGGGCAUCGACCCCCAGCACCCCUCCAUGUACUUUGUUCUGUCUGUGGCUGAGGUACUGUGUGCAGCGCUGCUCAACCUACAGUCACAUGUUCUUUGAGGUUUGCUUCUACCUCUCUCCCUGUCCUGACUGUUUUUCUUCAUACACACUACACACUCUGACUGAACACAUUGAAGAAUAACAGAGAGAGAGCGAGAGCGAUAUAAGGCAAGAGACAGGAAGAGAGGAAUCCACAUAACUGGGGAAAGACACGGAGAGAGACUUGGGGAGACAUGGUUUGACUCCUGUCUGUCUUGUCCUGUCUGUAGGUUUGUGGCUACAGGCUGCGUCUCCAUUUUGACGGCUACUCAGACUGUCAUGACUUCUGGGUAAACGCCAACUGCCCCGACAUCCACCCGGCGGGAUGGUGUGAGAGCACUGGACACAAACUGUACACCCCCAAAGAUAAGAAUACACUGGGCUUUGGUUUGGGGUUGGGCUGCGCUUUGGACACUGAUUUGUUUAAUGUUCACAUUUUGAUUGUGGCGCAGAACAUUCGCCCAAGCAUCCAAAGUAUCUAAUUCAUAAAGUAAUUAAUGAGAAUGUCCUUAUUGGAGUAUUGGUCCAGGAAAAUGUCCACAUCAUAUGUUUGUGUCUGUUUGUGCCACAGGCUGCAAAGAGGAGGAGUUCUCCUGGGCCAGCUACCUGAGAAUGAGUAAAGCACAAGUUGCCCCUAAAGAGGUGUUUGCCAGCCCUGGAAGAGUAAGUAUAAGCACGACUCUUAUCCUCAAUCAGUGGCAUGCAUCUGCCUGAAGUAAGUAACUGUAAGCGGCUAAUGUGGUGUGUUUGUGUUGGUGGCCCCCUGGUCAGACGGAUACGGAGUGUGGCUUUGAGGUGGGCAUGAAGCUGGAGGCGGUCGACCGCAUGAACCCCUCUCUCAUCUGCGUGGCGACCGUGACCGACGUGGUGGACGACCGCUUCCUGGUUCACUUUGAUAACUGGGACGACACGUACGAUUACUGGUGAGGCCAUUUUUCAUGGCUUCUCUAAAAUAAUUACUGUGCAGUUUUAGUAGCCAUGAUACCAUGAUUUAUAUUCUAAACUGAUUGGUCGAUGUUGCAUUACCCCAUCCAGGUGUGACGCCAGCAGUCCAUACAUCCAUCCUAUUGGCUGGUGCCAAGAGAGGAGCCUCCCCCUCACGCCACCUCAAGGUGACUGACAAAGUUCUAAGAUAUGAAUAUAGAUCUAAUAAGUGAACUAUAGGGAAUGCAGUGGCAUUUCACACACACCUAUGAACUAGAUCCCAUGUGCCCUGUCUGUCCUGUCAGAUUACCCAGACCCAGGCAGGUUCUCCUGGCCAAGGUACCUCGACGAGACUGGCUCUACCGCCGUGUCUGCUGAGGCUUUUAAAGUGGUGAGUACUGAAAACUUGUUGCAAUGACAUGGACAUGGAUGAAUACAUUUUACUUGACUUGAAUUCUUUUUGGUGGGGUAAAGUGCAGUUGUGAACAUAAUUACUGUUAUGAGGUAAGGAGUUGGAAUGAGAUUAACUAUAGGGACUGAUUUGAGGUUAAGUGGCGUUGUGUGAUGAUGAUGUGACCCUCCGCAGCGUCCUGCCCAUGGCUUCCAGGCUCAGAUGAAGCUGGAGGUGGUGGACAAAAGGAGCCCCGGCCUGAUCCGGGUGGCCACAGUGGAGGAGGUCGACACCCACCGCAUUAAGGUCAACCAACAGUGUGUGUGUGUGUUAGUGAUGCGCAGGUCAGCUGUUUGUUCACCCACCCGCAAUUGCAAAUAACCCAUCCGCAACCGCCCGACUAUACACUGAGUGUACAAAACAUUAAGAACACCUGCUCUUUCCAUGAUAUAGACUGACCAGGUGUGAAAGAUAUGGUCCCUUUUUGAUGUCACUUGUUAAAUCCACUUCAAAUCAGUGUAGAUGAAGGGGAGGAGACAGGUUAAAGAAGGAUUUUUGAAGCCUUGAGACAAUUGAGUCAUGGAUUGUGUAUGUGUGCCAUUCAGAGGGUGAAUGGGCAAGACAAAACGAUUUAAGUGCCUUUGAAUGGGGUACGGUAGUAGGUGCCAGGUGCACCGGUUUGUCUGAAGAACUGCAACGCUGCUAGGUUUUUCACGCUCAACAGUUUCCCGUGUGUAUCAAGAAUGGUCCACCACCCAAAGGACAUCCAGCCAACUUGACACAACUGUUGGAAGCAUUGGAGUCAACAUGGGCCAGCAUCCCUGUGGAACACUUUCGACACCUUGUAGAGUCCAUGCCCCGACGAAUUGAGGCUGUUCUGAGGGGGGGAACUCAUAUAUUAGGAAGGUGUUCCUAAUUUUUGGUAUACUCAGUGUAUGUGAUAAAGUGAAAAUCUGAGGCCCGCACUCGACCCUAACCCGCAUAUAUAGAAAAUGCGCUGUACAGUUCCCUUUUUUUCUCUUGAACAUUUAUUGAACAAUGACAUUUUUCUUGAACAUUUCUUCAUUUAUUUAUUAAAUGUUUAGGUCUAUUGAACAGUAGCCUAAUGUUUUUCUGAAACAAAAAAUGUCAAACAAUUGCCUAAAUUGACACCUUGCGCAUGGUUUUUAUGCCCAAGUUCCCAAAAGCAUGUGGGGAUUGCUGUCUAUUUGGCGCAUGUUAGUCCCUAAAGCUUAGGCUUAUGCACUAAUGCCAAAUAAAAAAUUAUGAAAGAAAAACCUCAAUGUAACCUAUAGAUAUGAAUUGCACAAGAUAAUACAUUUUUUAUACAGUGUUUUUUUUUUUCGCCCUUCAUCCACAAUAUUUCAUGACCCUAAACCCACCCGCCCGUGGAUACAACGUGGGGACUGCAGGUUAUGAGUCAACCCGCGCAUCACUAGUGUGCGUGUCUUGCGGUUGUAUGUGCCAGUGCCACUACUACACUCCCAUAACUAUAUCAUAUUAUACCAUAUUAUACCAUACUCCCACAGAUCCAUUUUGAUGGCUGGAGUCAUAUGUAUGAUGAGUGGAUGGACUCGGACCACCCUGACACCCACCCGGUCGGCUGGUGUGAGAGUACGGGUCACCCACUAAAAGUCCCACCCCCUGAGUCCAACAAAACCCAACAACUUGGUAACAGCUACCAUACUUCUCUAACUCUACUUCACCUUGAAAUGAGUGCUUAAAUGUUCUGUUUGAUGAUGUUGGGCUCUGUGUAUGUUUGUGUGUGUGUUUUAAUAAGGCCCCAGGGAACCUGCAACCACAGGCCAGUCCAGUUUCUCCUCCAUGCCUUGCAAAGUAAUCAGCCACUCCAGAUCCACCAAGUACAGCUUCCAUCACAGGUCAGUAGUCGCCAGAAACAGGUCUCUGAAAUGCCUAUGAAGCAGUAAAUGUAAGUGGAUGUGUUCCAUACCAACCUUAUGAUUAUGUUAUCAUGAUGUUAUAAUGAAGUCAACUCUACUGUUUGAAACAGGAAGUGUCCGACACCUGGAUGUGAUGGCUCGGGUCACGUGACUGGGCGGUUCACAGCGCAUCACUGUCUGUCAGGCUGCCCAUUGGCUGAGCGAAACCAGGGAAGACUCAAGACCGACCUAUCAGAUACAGAGGGGAGUGGAGCCAAGCGGAACAUCUUAGUCUUUGGCCAAAGGACCAAAAAGUCCCGGUACCAUGGCAGGUAAGCCUCAUGUUAACAGUGGCUAAGGCUGUUAUAGUCAUAGUGGUAUAUUGAUAUAACCUCUGCUACUGUAGCCCCCCUUCUCACCAGUUUCUCUCUUUUUCUAUUGUCAGGAUUGGCCGUCCCCCCAAGUAUAGAAAAAGCCAGCAUAGAGCGUACCAGAGUGAGUAUCACAGCUUUAUGCUCUGUACACAGUACACAUACUUACUGUAUCUAUUUAUGUCUAUGGCCGCACUCUGAUUAUCUAUGGCCUCAUUAUGAGUUUACUGCAUCCUAUAUACAGUAUUCUAUGUGUAUGUGUUACAUGCGUUACUAUGUGUGAUUUUGUGUGUGCCGACGUGUAUGUGUGUGUGGUUUCCUGUGUUGCAGCGAUAGCCACAGAGGGUAUGUGCCCUUCUCUGUUCAUGUCUGCCCUGUCGGCCCACCCGGACCGAACCCUGUCUCUGUGCUGGGAGCAACACUGCAAACUGCUGCCUGGCGUCCAGGGCAUCCAUGCUACACAGGUGGCAGCAUGGACCGUGGAGGAGGUGGGAGCUGUAAUACUCAUCCAAGUUCUCCGUCACUGCAACGGAUUUCCAGUUUGAGGGGGGAUUAUGAUUUUGGGUUAAAAAUAAAUAAAAACACUCCAGAACAUCUCAAACUAGAUAUAAAGUAUGUAGAAAUGAUAAUGGACCUAUAAUGAACAUUUUCAAAUAAAAUGGAUGCACUCACUACUGUAAGUUGCUCUGGAUAACAGCAUCUGCUAAAUGACUAAAAUGUAAAUAACUGCCCUUGACAAACACAUCGGUCGUAAAAAAAAUCUGUGCGGCCUUUGUUGUUGUUGCUUUAACCCCUAUUUAUCUUUGGCUUCAACAAACGGGUGGAGCAGAGUACAUUGGUAACUCUUUGUGUUCUGUGUAUCAGGUCUUUGGAUUUGUCCAGAAACUGACUGGUUGUGAAGAACAAGCCUGUGUCUUCAAAGAGGAAGUGAGUACAAUGUUAAUUGAUAAUUAAGUAUGAAGUAAUGAAACAAACAGGAGCCCAUUUAAAACAGUUAAAUUAAGUAAUUUAAGUUACAUUCUGUUGUCCUCUAUUGUUGUUUUGUUUGUAUGAUUCACUUUUUUAUAUUCCUGCGAUUGAGAGUUUCUUGUCUAUUUCUCCUCAGAUGAUUGACGGAGAGGCCUUCCUAUUACUGACACAGACUGACAUCGUCAAAAUCAUGAACAUCAAGCUCGGUCCCGCCCUCAAGAUCUCCAACGCCAUUUUAAUGUUCAAGAGUACUGACGAAGGCCUCAAGUGAUCCCGUCCCCACUCCGCCAGAGACUCCGUGACCAAUCAUCAUGUGCCAAAUUCAUCCAGAACCCUACCCCUGUUAUGUGUUUGGUGUUCAGUACCCAUCAGAGAGAGAGAGAGAACAUGAGAGGGGGCUGAGAGAAGAAAGUAAGUGGGGUGAGAGUGGAAAAGAGAUGGGGACAGAACUGAGAAAGUGAAUGAAGAAAACAGGGAAAAAGUGUAAGCAAAUGUUUUUAUAAUGUUGCUUCACUGCUCGUGCAAUAAAAGGAGUAAAAUCUUACCUGAAAGUGUAAGCAGCUUCGAAAGAUAUACUUUUUUCAUUUAUGCAAAAAAUAUAUGGAAUUAUUUAUGUGGGAUGAUGUUUUACUGCAAUUUUGUGUCACAGAUUUGAAAUCGAGGGUGGUUGUAUGCUGCUGUUCCUAUACUUGGUCACUAGAUAGAGCAUAUGGACAGUUUUUAAUACCAGAAAAGGUUUCAAUUUUCUCAAGUACUGAUCUUACGUGAGAUAAAUUCAAAAUCAUGUUUCAAAAUAUGCAUUUGAAAAGGUUUACAUUUUCAGUCAGAAAUAUUAAGAUAUCUGGGGGAUUUAUUGUUUUGUAUAAUUUUUAUAUUUUAUGUAGGCUUAUGCACUGUAUUUAAAUAGAAUCUUACAAGGGCUCCAGGAUUCUUAGAACUAUAUUUCUCUCUGGUGGGCAAACUGUCACGAUAUUCUUGGGUCAAAAUCAUUCAUUCCAUAUGUACAAAUAAAUGUCAAAUUCAAUCUC
Molecule: messenger RNA, 12523 nt
Organism: Coregonus sp. 'balchen'
Lineage: Eukaryota; Metazoa; Chordata; Actinopteri; Salmoniformes; Salmonidae
Source: the annotation of a GenBank genome assembly